Molossus molossus (Pallas's mastiff bat) is the source of this 1806-nucleotide messenger RNA. RefSeq names its product developmentally regulated GTP binding protein 2 (gene DRG2). Gene Ontology annotation, cellular component: cytoplasm. Lineage: Eukaryota; Metazoa; Chordata; Mammalia; Chiroptera; Molossidae. Gene Ontology annotation, biological process: cytoplasmic translation. The record is from RefSeq and is a predicted model, not a curated record. Gene Ontology annotation, molecular function: GTPase activity; GTP binding. Bases 58 to 1152 code for a protein of 364 amino acids. The transcript has 13 exons.
GCCAGGCCGGAACUGCCGCCGCCGCGCUCUGUCUGGGCGCUCGGGUCGGCCGCUGCCAUGGGCAUCCUGGAGAAGAUAUCCGAGAUCGAGAAGGAGAUCGCUCGGACGCAGAAGAACAAGGCCACCGAGUAUCACCUGGGUUUGCUGAAAGCAAAGCUCGCCAAGUAUCGAGCCCAGCUCCUGGAACCAUCCAAAUCAGCCUCGUCCAAAGGAGAGGGCUUCGAUGUCAUGAAGUCAGGGGAUGCCCGUGUGGCGCUGAUCGGAUUUCCCUCUGUGGGUAAGUCCACGUUCUUGAGUCUAAUGACCUCCACGGCCAGUGAAGCUGCAUCCUAUGAAUUCACAACCCUGACGUGUAUCCCCGGGGUCAUUGAAUACAAAGGAGCCAACAUCCAGCUCUUGGACCUCCCUGGGAUCAUCGAAGGCGCUGCACAAGGGAAAGGCCGAGGCCGGCAGGUGAUCGCUGUGGCUCGCACAGCUGACGUCGUCAUCAUGAUGCUGGACGCCACCAAGGGAGAGGUGCAGAGGUCUCUGCUGGAGAAGGAGCUGGAGUCAGUGGGCAUCCGCCUCAACAAACACAAGCCUAACAUCUACUUCAAGCCCAAGAAAGGUGGUGGCAUCUCCUUUAAUUCAACAGUCACGCUGACCCAGUGCUCGGAAAAGCUGGUGCAGCUGAUCCUGCAUGAGUACAAGAUCUUCAAUGCAGAAGUGCUCUUCCGAGAGGACUGCUCCCCCGACGAGUUCAUCGAUGUGAUCGUGGGCAACCGGGUGUACAUGCCCUGCUUGUAUGUUUACAACAAGAUUGACCAGAUCUCAAUGGAAGAAGUGGACCGCCUGGCCCGGAAACCCAACAGCGUGGUCAUCAGUUGUGGCAUGAAGCUAAACCUGGACUACUUACUGGAACUGCUCUGGGAGUACCUGGCCCUGACCUGCAUCUACACCAAGAAGAGAGGACAGCGGCCAGACUUCACCGACGCCAUCAUCCUCCGGAAAGGGGCCUCCGUGGAGCAUGUGUGCCACCGCAUCCACCGGUCGCUCGCCAGCCAGUUCAAGUACGCGCUGGUGUGGGGCACCAGCACCAAGUACAGCCCGCAGCGCGUGGGCCUGACCCACACCAUGGAGCAUGAGGACGUCAUCCAGAUUGUCAAGAAGUAGUAGCCCGGCCACGCCCCCGCCUGCCACCCCGUCUCCCUGGGGCGCUGAAGCCCAAACAGGAAGAAUACAAAUACACGGAUUCCAGGAAGGGCCUCUCAGGUCUCUUUUUCCAGAAGUUUCUUCAGUAGACCAAUGAAAAGUGUGGGGGACAAGGUGGGGGACUUAGGUUGAGCUGAGGGGGCAGGGUGCCCCCUGCCCUGCAGCGAGGGCCUGAUGGGUGGCUGCUCCGUGCUGUGGGAGCGGCCCUGGGGUGUCGCUGUGGGGGUGCCUUGGCCUCUGCUCCUGCGGCACCCUGGUCCUCGGGAAGGGCACCCAAGGACAAACACCCUUGCCCCCCUUGGCUCCCCCACCCCCACCCCAGGUUGGCCAGUGGUUUAACAGCCCAGUUCAUGCCCGCCACAGCCUGAUGGGUCCUGAAGUGCCACCCUCCCAGGGCAGCCAUGCCCAGCACCAAGCCCUGGGCCCAGGCCCUGUGCAGGCACCUGAGUGUGGACUUUGGAGUUCGGGUUUUUUAUUUUCUCUCUAGGCCCUCUGAUCUCGGCUCUCUCUGAAAUAAAGGAUGAGAACUGUUCCUGUUCAGAAUGAGGUCGAUUUUGUAAGGUUUCUGAACUCUUGCCAGGUUUGGUCAGUGGCCUAAUGAUCACAGUGGGUAGA